Molecule: messenger RNA, 1170 nt
Organism: Thermothielavioides terrestris NRRL 8126
Lineage: Eukaryota; Fungi; Ascomycota; Sordariomycetes; Sordariales; Chaetomiaceae
Exons: 6
Coding region: 1-1170 (389 amino acids)
Biological process (GO): proteolysis
Molecular function (GO): serine-type endopeptidase activity
Source: RefSeq, a predicted model, not a curated record
AUGCAUCUCCUCACUUGGACCUCGUUCCUGUCCCUCACACUUGCGGCGCCCGUGAUCUUGCCCAGGGCCAGCCAGCUCAUUCCAGGCCACUACAUCGUCAAGCUGAAGGACGGCGCGUCCGAGAGCAGCCUCCAGAACGCCAUCAGCCAUCUCAACUCGGCGCCGACCAAGCAUGUCUACCGCGCAGGCAGCUUCAAGGGCUUCGCGGCCCCGCUGAGCCCGCAGGUGCUAGCGUCGCUUCGCAAGCUCCCCGAGGUCGAGUUCAUCGAGCAAGACGCCGUGGUAACCAUCAACAGCGUCGUCACUCAGAACAACGUCCCCUGGGGCCUGGCGCGCAUUUCGCACCGCCAGGUCAACGCCACGACGUACCUGUACGACUCGAGCGCAGGGACGGGCACCUGCGCCUACAUCAUCGACACGGGCAUCCAAGUGAACCACACCCAAUUCGAAGGCCGGGCCACGUUCCUGGCCAACUUCAUCGACAGCACGGAUACGGACCUGAACGGGCACGGCACGCACGUGGCCGGCACGACGGGGUCGGCGGCGUACGGCGUGGCCAAGCAGACGCGCCUGUUCGGCGUCAAGGUGCUCGACGCGAGCGGCUCGGGCUCGCUGUCGUCCGUGAUCGCGGGCAUCGACUUCGUCGCGUCGGACAGCGCCAACCGCACGGCCGCCGGCCAGUGCGCCAACGGCAGCGUCGCCAACAUGAGCCUCGGCUCCGGCAGGUCCAGCACGGUCAACGCGGCCGUCGCGUCCGCCGUCGCCAAGGGCGUGUUCUUCGCCGUCGCGGCCGGGAACAGCGACGACGAUGCCGCGUUUUACUCGCCCGCGUCCGAGCCGACGGCGUGCACCGUCGGCGCGACGGACUCGUCGGAUGCCAGGGCCUGGUUCUCGAAUUACGGCUCCGUCGUCGAUGUGUUUGCGCCCGGGGUAGACGUGCUGAGCAGCUGGAUCGGGGCGAGCGGGACGGAGACGAACACCAUCUCGGGCACCUCGAUGGCCACGCCGCAUAUCACGGGCCUCGGCGCGUACCUGCUGGGCCUGCUGGGCCGCACCACGCCCGCCCAGCUCUGCCAGCACAUCAAGGACAUCGCCACGCUGGGCACCAUCACCGACCUCCCCGACGGCACGAUCAACGCUAUCGCCUACAACGGGAUCUCCGACGCUUAG